Daphnia pulicaria is the source of this 5118-nucleotide messenger RNA. RefSeq names its product G-protein coupled receptor Mth2-like. The record is from RefSeq and is a predicted model, not a curated record. NCBI's taxonomy places the organism in Eukaryota, Metazoa, Arthropoda, Branchiopoda, Diplostraca, Daphniidae. Gene Ontology annotation, molecular function: G protein-coupled receptor activity. The transcript is spliced from 8 exons. Bases 2521 to 4644 code for a protein of 707 amino acids. Gene Ontology annotation, cellular component: membrane. Gene Ontology annotation, biological process: G protein-coupled receptor signaling pathway; cell surface receptor signaling pathway.
AUCUUUCAAUAGGUUAUAUUCUUUAGACUAAAUUAUCGUCUCCUCUGACAAUUGUUUGUGGGUGAUUGAUUUUAUUACUUUAGCCAAAGGCAAUUGAUGAUUUGCAGCCAAACUGUAUUGGUACGUUUCCUUUCAUUAAGCGCUUAAUUGAGCUUGGCGUGGUUCGUUGUGGAUGUCGCCAAGGACAAUUGUAUCAGAGUUGGUUAAGUUGGUCAUUAAUCAGGGGGUCGACUUGGACGGACGGUACUAUCGAUCCUGGUACAGCACGGGACUGGACCGAUAUUCACUUAAAUUAUAAUAAACGUCCCAUGGGUAAAUUGUGUUUGCCACGUCGUCAACUACAGUUAUUAUCUUAUCAGCACUUAAAAAGAGAAGUCUGUUGUAUAUCUUGCAGUGUGCAUACAAGGGCGGAAACGUUACUGUUCCUGUUCUAGGUCUCAAGUUGAAGUUAUUCAAUUUAAUGCAUAGCCUAGCACUUGUUGUUGCAUCGAUUUCUUAACUUUUUUUUCCCCCCUCCUCGCGCUUCGACUGUCCUAUAAAGGAUCGAGCUGACGAAUCGAACGGCGUUGGGUGUGCCGUAUAGACGACGGAAACGAUGGACAAGUCCCGCCCACUCUCAUAAAAGUUGGUUGGCAAAUAAUGCGGGACAUUGAAGCCUUUUUAAUGUGUCAUCUUUUUCAUUUUCUCCUUUGAUCGCUCGGUUGCUUUUAUCGCUCUUGCACGGGGCUUUUAUCGCGGUCGACUUGUGCCCCGAAUGGCGGCCGGUAUCGGACGUUACGUUAUAUUAGAAGUCAACACAACAACACUUAUAUGCGGCGUAUGUGUCACAACGAGAGUGCCUUUUUGCUACAUGGCCCACCGCCAACACGUUUCAUUUCCGUUCAGUCUGUCAAUAACGAUCAGUCAAACAAAUAAGACACAACUUUCAUUUAGGUUGUACCCGGGAUCGGCGAGGGUGCCAACGACUUGACGUUUGUAAUUGAUUGCCUAGCUCGUAUGGAAAAUAUACGUAGUAUAACAUUUUAUAGGGACUUUUUUAAUCCAUCGGUGAUGGCGGUCGGCCCAAACUUGAAAGCAUUUAAAACUGACUGGGGGUCGAAAUUUGAUAAACCGUGAAAUGGAAACGGGUGCCGUCGACUGGCCAUCGUCAAAUUGUUUAGUUAAUUUAGAUUUGUUGGUGUAUAGAGACAGUUGCUUCAAAGCCGGUUUCUUGUUAUGGCGUAGUCCACGAGUUGCUGCUCCUGCUGCCUCGAUAGAUAAAUGUAUACACGUGAAAGAGAGUCUGAGCGUCUAGGUCGUGUAUAGACCAACAGUUGGCUUGUCUCACGGACUAUUUUCAGGUUUAGCAAGGAUGCCCGAUACACGUGUUUUUCAUUCCCGAAAGAAAUAAACAAAAUGACGAAGAGCAAAGCCGAAAUAUUUGGAGAACUCUAGAUAGAUAGAUAGAUAUACACCGUGACCAACUGCUCAUCUAUAUUUGCGCCAGAGAUUGGCAAUCUAUCGCGUUUGAGUCUGCGAAUAAUGCCUAUUGGUUUGCCCCUUUUAUAUUAUUAUAUAAUGUAGUGACAUUGUGACAAAUGAAAACCUGAUCGAAUCCGAUCUUCGUACCGUACAAGAAACGGCAGUCCAUCUGGCCCGCGGAGUUAAACAGCAAUCAAUACUAUACAAGCGGAUGAGAUGGAUGGACUAAUCAUUGGGAGCGUUCGGCCAUUUUACUGUCACACCCAAUAAUCAAAUGACACUGAAGAAAUAAAACCGAUCGUCGCGCUAUGGUGGACAUGAGUGUUAAGGUGAGUUGAGAAAACAAUCAAAAGAAAUAAAAAGGGAAACGGUGGAUAAGUAAUGUCCGAGCAAGUAGAAAAAAGGGGACAAGGAGAAUGGCAACUGAUAAUAAAGGGCCGUUGGUCCCUAAUGUUUCGUCAGUCGAAAGUCGAACUGCGAGUGGGGCGGUUUACUAUACACGCGCGAGCUGCUGCUGCUGCACGUUAAAAGGGAAAUCAGAAGAAAAAAAAUUGUUUUUUACUAUAGGCCCUCUCGCGAUACGCAGUCGUAUCACGGCGGUGGUGUUGCAAUCUGCAUCCACAAGUUAUCCGACCGCGUGACAACCCCAAAAACUCUAUCGUAAGUCGUUACAUAGUACGCUAGUUUCGUUUUUGUUGCCCAAUCAACGCCCCGUCGCGUCUCUCCCGGCUCGCCAACAUUUUCAAAGCUCAUCUGAAAAACGCGUUCAUAGUGCGGUUUGCCUUCAAGGCAAAAGUAAAGGUUACUACCUUAUCGUCGUCGUAUGCCGUUAGCCUUGGCGCACCAUCGAAGAGAAAAUCAACUAGACGAGUUAAGAAGAAGAAAAGAAAGUCUCAACACAGGCCCAGAGGCGAUCCGCCACUCGAUUCCUCCGGGCUCUUCUUCUUACAGUUCAGUUCCGCGUGGGAACCCAAACUGGGAACGUCGUCUCAGUCGUGCAUCAAUUUUUCAAAAGAGUUGAAACUCUUGUGUUAGUAUCUUGUUUAAACUUGCGACAUUAUGAUGAUGGCGAUCAAAUGGUUGGUUGCCAUCGUUACGUUACUCUGUGUGGCCCAUUUCAACGACGGGCAAAAUCUACUUUCCAAACCGGAUCCGCAAUUGGACUGGCAGAUUCCUCUGACCAAAUGCUGCGCCAGUGAGAACGAGUUCUACUCGCUGGGAUUCGACACCUGCACCCUGAAUGGAGAAAUGAAUUUCAACUGGCCGCCACCGGUGUACUCGGCUAGGACCAACGAAUCUGUCGUCGCCGGUUCGGCCCGAUUCUCGUUGACUUUUAAUCUGUCGACUUGCACGUCCGGUUACGCCAGCCAGAGCACCAGAGACUUCCGCUUGUACACGGACGGAUCGGCCGUGAUCUCAUCAUCGGGGGAGCGGCUUCCAGCCAAUUCAUUCUGCCUCAACCAAAUUUCUUCGGGAGAAGUUGAUGCGGCCGAAUUCGCCGUUCGCCACUGCGCCAGCGAUCCUUGCAAUCAAACCAACUGCAUCCGCAAGUGCUGCCCGUUGGGGAUGGCGCUCAACACUACGACGCAAUUGUGUCAAACGUACAACGAGCCGUUCGCCCUGGAAUUCCGCAACGUGACGGGUCACGUCGUCACGCCCAACCCGUCGUCGUACCUCAUCCGCCAAGGAGACGUUCCGAAAUGUCAACACGGCAUGUUUCCCCUCUCGCCCAAUACCAAUCCCGAAGAUGAAUUUUACGUUCUGCCCGACGGCCAGAUUUACCUUCCCUAUUAUCCUGAAAACGACAGGUACACCCGGGAUUAUUGCAUUGACGACUUUUCCAGCGAAGAAGGCAUUUACCGACAAGCACUUUUGUGUUUUCCUCCGCAACCGGAAGAGUCGGCAGAUAACCAACUGGUGUUGAAGGUGUUCCCUUAUUUCCUCUUUCUCUCGUCACUUUUUCUGACUGCCACGUUCGUCGUGUACGCCAUGAUUCCCGAGAUAAGAAACAUUCACGGUGUGACAAUUAUGUGUCACGUUGCAUCGCUAGCCGUCAUGUACAUUGGUUUAUGCGUUAUCCAAUUGGGUCCCCAGUUGCCGGACGGUGUCUGCGUCGGAUUAGCCGUGAUUGUUCAUUUUACAUUUCUUUCAACAUUCACCUGGCUGAACGUCAUGAGUUUCGACAUUUGGUGGACUUUCAGUCCGUUGAACUCUUCGACCAACGCCAAAGCGGUGGCCGUGGCUUUCUGGAUGCAAACGCUCGCCAAUCAAACGACGAGCUCCGCUUCAUCGUCCCCCAUCACCGAUGAUGAUGAUUGCGCAAAGGAAAAUUCAGAUGAAGACUCGGGUCCGAAUAAAAGCUUAAUUUCGAGCUGUGACUUGCGGCCACGUAAUUCCAGACACGGGCGCCAGCAUUUGGGUCGCCGCAUCAUCUUUUACUCGAUUUACGCUUGGGGUGUUCCCUUUAUUAUCGUCCUCGUCGGCCAAGUUCUCGAUCAUUUGAAAAACCUCCCGCAACACAUCGUCACCCCUGGAUUUGGCGAAGUCAAGUGUUGGUUUUUCGAGAAAGAAGCUUUCUUGGUCUACCUGUAUGGCCCCAUUGCCGUUUUGAUUCUGAGCAAUAUCGUCUUCUUUGUCAUGACGGCCGUUCUCCUCUACCGGGCCAGCGUCGACGCCGCUUUCGCUGUCAACAGUGCACACGCCAAGCAAAAGUUCCGUGUGAUUUUCAGUCUCUUCAUCCUGAUGGGCGUGUCGUGGAUGAUGGAAGUGAUCUCAUUCGCCGUCGGAGGCUCGGCUUACAUUUGGAUCCCGACCGACAUCCUCAACAUUCUGACGGGCGUCUUCAUCUUCGUCAUUUUCGUUUGCAAGCCGAACGUGUGGAAGUUGCUGAAACUCAAGUGCCCGUGUCUGAAGCGGCUGGACGGCUGCUGCCCGUCGUACAUGACCCGCUCCAACACCCGACAGGGCACCACCACCCGCAGCACCAUCAAAGAAGUGUCGCACACGAAAUCGUUGAAUAAUCUGGGCGGCGGUGGCGGUGGCGGUGGCCAUCAGCUGGACGCAGAUUCCAAGAAGAAAAUCCGAAUGGAUGCCCCGACUCAGUCGACGCAGUUACGUGACUCGACUCAAGUCGAUUCCGGCGAUGAGAUGAUGAUCGACCACGAAUCCAUCAGAAUGGCCUGAAAAUAGGAACGCUAUAGAGGAAUUCAGGCUUCAAUUCAAUUCACGCUAAUUGCUGUUAAUUGUAGCCUGGGAUGAGAGACAUGAGAUGGACAGACUCACAUUCGAUCAAAGUGCAAAGCAUUUUGAUCCGCACUUUCCUGUUGCCAAAAACAAAACAAAAAAACAAAAGACAAAUAUCAAUGUCGUCUAUAAUUUAAUAAGUCACGCAUCAAUGUCUUAAGUGUAUCCAGACCACAUUCACACCCUAUACGUAUAUUUUGAUCAUGUUAAGCCGAUAGCUGUACAUAUUAUUUGUUUGCUGGAUUUGUGUCAGAAUGUUUCGUUGUUUCGCUUUCGCCCUGCUGAUUGUUUUCCCUCAGUUUUCCCAUCAUCAGUCAAAAUGAAAAAUUCAUCGCAUGCCAUUUGUUCUCCGUGCGCGUUGUUUCAGUGUUCCACAUUACCAUUUGAAUAGAAUACACACACACACACACACAC